Molecule: messenger RNA, 546 nt
Organism: Acanthosepion pharaonis
Lineage: Eukaryota; Metazoa; Mollusca; Cephalopoda; Sepiida; Sepiidae
Source: the annotation of a GenBank genome assembly
AUGGAUGAAGAAAGAGAGAUGGCUAAGAGUGUCAAGAGAGGGAGGAAUAAAGGUGGACACACUUUUUUCUUUCUUUCUUUCUUUCUUUCUUUCUUUCUUUCUUUCUUUCUUUCUUUCUUUCUUUCUUACCCCCCUUUAUUCUUUCUUUCUUUCUUUUUUCUUUCUUUCUUUUUCACCAUAUUUAUUCUUUCUUUCUUUCUUUCUUUACUUUUUCUUUAUUUAUAUAGUCUUUUCUUUCUUUCUUUCUUUCUUUCUUUCUUUCAUUCUUUCUUUCUUCUCACCUCCCUUUAUUCUUUCUUUCUUUCUUUCUUCUUUAUUUAUAUAUUCUUUUCUUUCUUUUUUCUUUCUUUCUUUCUUUCUUUCUUCUCACCUCCUUUAUUCUUUUUUUUCUUUUUUUUAUUUAUAUAUUCUUUCUUUCUUUCUUUCUUUCUUUCUUUCUUUCUUUCUUUCUUUCUUUCUUUCUUUCUUUUGUAUUUAUUUAUAUCUAAAGGAGAAUGCCCGAAUUUUCUCGAUCGUAACAGUACACGAUUGUUUGGUAAAAACUAA